Messenger RNA from Brienomyrus brachyistius, 1754 nucleotides. RefSeq names its product non-POU domain containing, octamer-binding (gene nono). The record is from RefSeq and is a predicted model, not a curated record. The transcript is spliced from 10 exons. Gene Ontology annotation, biological process: regulation of DNA-templated transcription. Lineage: Eukaryota; Metazoa; Chordata; Actinopteri; Osteoglossiformes; Mormyridae. Gene Ontology annotation, cellular component: nucleus. Gene Ontology annotation, molecular function: RNA binding. Bases 79 to 1404 code for a protein of 441 amino acids.
AGCCAUCAUGGUAAGUUGCACGAAAUAGGCACACUUCUGAUUUACUGGUAGCUAACGUAGUGUUUUUGCCUGGGAAGUAUGCAAGGAAACCGUGCACCUCGUCCUGAACAGCAAAACCAUGGACCCCCUAAACCAAAUCCCCAAGACUAUCAAAAAAAAGGAGGGAUUGCAAACAGCAACGGACAGCAUGCCGACUCCAAUUCUGCCUUGACCAUUGACCUUCAGAACUUUAGGAAGCCUGGGGAGAAGACUUACACCCAGCGGAGCAGGAUGUUCGUAGGGAAUUUGCCAACAGGAGUGACUGAGCAGGAGGUUGAAAAAUUGUUCUCUAAGUAUGGAAAACCCUCUGAAAUUUUCAUAAAUAAAGAUAGAGGCUUUGGCUUCAUAAGGCUGGAGACCAGAACUUUGGCAGAAAUUGCCAAAGCAGAACUCGAUGACACUCCAUUCAGGGGCAGACAGCUUCGUGUUCGGUUUGCUACUCAUGGAGCUGCUCUCACUGUGAAGAAUCUGCCGCAGUUUGUGUCCAAUGAGCUUCUGGAGGAGGCCUUCUCUAUUUUCGGCCAGAUAGAGAGAGCUAUUGUGAUUGUUGAUGACCGCGGAAGGCCCACUGGCAAAGGAAUUGUGGAAUAUACAGCCAAACCUGCUGCAAGGAAAGCACUCGACAGAUGUUCGGACGGGGCUUUUUUGUUAACUGCGUUUCCCAGACCUGUGACAGUAGAGCCAAUGGACCAGUGUGAUGAGGAUGAAGGACUACCAGAGAAACUUGUUAACAAAAACCAGCAUUAUCACAAGGAGCGAGAGCACCCACCAAGAUUUGCACAGCCUGGCACAUUUGAAUAUGAGUAUGCCAUGCGCUGGAAAGCCCUCAUGGAGAUGGAGAAGCAGCAGAAUGAGCAGGUGGAGAGGAACAUCAAGGAGGCCCAGCAGAAGCUGGAGGCUGAGAUGGAGGCAGCGCGACACGAGCACCAGGUCAUGCUGAUGAGACAGGACCUGCUGAGGCGCCAAGAGGAACUGAGGAGGAUGGAGGAGCUGCACAACCAGGAGCUACAGAAGCGCAAGCAGAUGGAGCUGCGUCAGGAGGAGGAGCGUCGGAGGCGUGAGGAGGAGCUGAGGAUGCAUACUGAGGAGAUGCUGCGCAGGCAGCAAGAAGGCUUCAAAGGCAACUUCCCUGAAAAUAGGGAGCAAGAGAUGCGGAUGCAUAUGGUUGGUCAGGCAAUGGGCUUGAACCGAAACCCAAUGGCUGGGAACCAAGUGUCUGCACCACCUGGGAAUAUGCCCACCGAGGCGUCCCCUUUAAUGCAGGGAGGGGGAAACAGUGCCAUGCCAGGUGGGGGUCAGGGAGGAUUUCCAAGGGGCCCUCCGGGGCCGGCUGAUUUUGGCCCUAAUAAACGUCGCAGAUUCUGAGACCACCUGUGUUCUACUUUUUUGUCGUCUUUUCCCUUUUUUCCAGAUUUUUCUCCCUUUUGUAGAAUAUUUUAAAAUUUGUAUUAUGAAUUAUUUUUAUUCUGCUAUUUCAGAACUUGUAUGAGGAGGAUUUUUUUUUUGUUUGUUUUAACUUUGGGAUACUCGAGUUUGAUACAAGCAUCUUAUGCCCAGCUGUUAAACUCUGUAUAGAAUACUUUCAUCUCCUUGCUACUGCAGUUUUGUAAAUUUCUUCUGACAUUGUAUAUUGCUGUUGAAUGGUUGAGCCAGUAACAUUGUCUGAACCCUGCUUUUCAUUACCUUGUUAAAUAAAUUCUUAUCACUCCUUUAAA